AUGUCUGCCGGAACGGUCGAGGACGGAAAUGCUCCGACUGGGCGUGCGAGCCUUGCCGACAACGGAAAGCCAAGUGCGAUGAAGGGAAACCACAAUGCGGUCGUUGUGUCCGGCUCCAGCUUGCCUGCCAAUACAAAAACCCCUCGGAAGGAUUUGACGCUCUUUCACAUCCGCGAGUCGCUGGCAAGCCUGGAGGCUAAGAUGGAUGGCUUACGCGCCCUUCUGCAGAGGGAAGAAUCUGCUGCUUUACCAAGGAUAGAGUCCCCGGAGAAUGCGCACGCCUCUGUUCCGGCGUAUCGGAGUGCGACUGUCGACACUCCGGACUCUCCUAUGCCGUCCAGCCCUCUACAUCACAGUACGGCUCCACAGAAUAUCCUCCUCUGGCCUUGUCUCCAAGCCAGUCUUCACCGUCUGGAUACUAUGUAUGGGCUGCGUGCAGAAAUCACGGAGCACAACAAGCGAGACACCCGCAAUUGGCAGUUGCUCUGGAGCGAAAAGGCGACGGCACCCGAAACCCUGUUGAGCAGUCUCACACUCUCGCAAAUACAAUGCCUCAAGAAGGCCUUCUUCGACGACUUCUCGAUAUAUUCGCCUCUUUUGGUCGAAUCGGAGUUCUCUGAUCACAUUUUGGGUCCAGUUCUUACAGGGGCAAGCACUUCUGAGCUCGACAUCUGUACCGUCCUGAUGGUUCUCUUUUUGGGUGGGAGGGCGCUGACAGACCAGGGUGAGCUCGGCGUUCCGGAUGACCCUCGCGGUAUCUCGAAAGCCUUCCUAGACGCAGACGAAGCGAAUACCCGGCUGUCCCAAUUGUCCCUCAAAAUUCGAUCCAGUGCAGAGGUGUCCUGGCGAGCUGCCCAGGCUCUAUUGUUAACCGGGUUAUAUUACUCGCAGCAGAUUAAUGUCCUGGAGCACUACCAGGCGGUGCAACGGGCCUGUACUAUCAUCAUGAUCCUGCUCCAGAGUAACCCUCGGCCGAGUCCAACUGAAAUUCAGAUAUAUUGGGUGGCAUACGUCCAUGAAAGUCAGCUCCUCGCAGAAUUCGAGCUUCCAGCCAGCGGCAUCAGCCGGUAUGAGGACACGAUUCCCUUUCCAUUUAGUGAGAGCCGCAGCGCUCAUGAGCCUCGCGAAUUGCAUCGCAUGAUCUUUCUUGCUCAUUUAGCGCUACGGAAAUUGCUCAAUCGGAUUCACUCCAACAUUUACGGCCAUGGGAGUCGUCAUAAUCGACACGACAUCCUCAGCAACAUCUCACCAGCUGGCCUAGCUGCCUCGUCAAGCCUUUCAACCGGCUUUUCCACCUCUAUGUUGAUGAUCGAAGAAUUAGACCACCAACUGGAACUCUGGAGACAACAUUUACCCGCAGAGCUGACCUUCCCAACCCUGGCGCAUAUGAACCCGUGGCAGGACGAGGAUCUGACAACCCGCCGAGCAGCAUCGCCUUAUGAGCGAGCAAUCGGUGCUCUUAGGGCCCGCUAUUGUGCUGCAAAGACAAUCAUCCUGCGCCCUUUCCUCUAUACCCUACUGAACACACCUCCACAGAGCACCAUCCCCGCAACAGCUCACGAAAACGCCAAGCUCUGCCUGUUGGCUACUUUUCAGGCAGUCUUGCGCCAGGGCAUAUUGCGAGAUAGUAUCCGAGCAAUUCCGAUGCCGAUUAACUUGAUCCGAUGUUUCUUUGCAGGAGCUAUUUUGCUGCGACUGGUGGAAAAGAGACCCGAUCUUCAUUCCCUAUUACCUGCCGAUUGGCACGUCAUUUGGCGUAUUCAAGAACGAGUCGAAAUGGACGCUUCCCACCUCAGCCCAACGAUUGCUCAGGAUAUGGAACUGCUGCGGAAACUGGAUCAGAUAUCUCCUGGAAGCGCUGCCCUGACUUGA
Messenger RNA from Aspergillus mulundensis, 1872 nucleotides. RefSeq names its product fungal specific transcription factor domain-containing protein. Bases 1 to 1872 code for a protein of 623 amino acids. The record is from RefSeq and is a predicted model, not a curated record. The transcript has 8 exons. NCBI's taxonomy places the organism in Eukaryota, Fungi, Ascomycota, Eurotiomycetes, Eurotiales, Aspergillaceae.